Messenger RNA from Helobdella robusta, 717 nucleotides. RefSeq lists its product as hypothetical. The transcript has 7 exons. The record is from RefSeq and is a predicted model, not a curated record. Lineage: Eukaryota; Metazoa; Annelida; Clitellata; Rhynchobdellida; Glossiphoniidae. Bases 1 to 717 code for a protein of 238 amino acids.
AUGCUAUUCUUCAACCUCCUCCUCCUCCUCCUCCUCAUCAUCAUCAUCAUCACCAUCAUCAUCAUAAUCAUCAUCAUCCGCACUCAACAAAUCAAACCAUUUACUAGAGCAGUCAAUUGGUUUCAAAGUGGCUGCAAGCAUGUGCAUGAAGUUAGGUGUUUUAAUUCAACAGUUACAAUAACACCUGUUUUGAAAAGAUAUAGAGCAAUGUUGCUUGCAAAGUCUGUGCAACAGUUGUCAAGUUGUUGGUGGAAUUUUGGUGGUGAAGUUGUUAGUGGUGUUAUUUUUGAGUUUGUUGGUGAGAAUGUUUUAAUCAAUUUACCAAUCUUAUCUUAUCAGCGACAUAUUCCAACAAAUUUGUUUUGUUUUUCCUCUGAAUCAGUAAGAAAAAGACGCAAAUGCCUGCGGCAUAGAUUCGUAACGUCAGUGGUCAAAGUCUUGAAGCAGAACGCAUUCAGACAUGCCAUGUGUGACAGCAUCACGAUAGCACAGUUAGUGCCUAUAACAGCGUACAUUCAUUCCCUGAGUUUAGGACAGACUGUAUUCGAACCAGGCCAUCGCAUAGUAACAGCGCGAGACAUGGAAAUUCUACCGACUGAGCUAACUCGCAAGCCAGGUUUACUACCACUGCAUUAUAAUAAGCAUUGUCACGAUCCCCCUCAGAUGCCACGUUCACUUGUAUAUUCGAAACUUCCACGACAGCCCCAAUGCUUGUAA